UUUCCAGAGGACGUAAGGCGCCAAAGAUGAAGAUUUUACUCAAAUCCGCGGAACAAAGAUAGAGAAAAAGGGUCGUGCAUUUUAGUUUUUUUUGUUUUAUUUUUUUAAAUGUUGUUCUCCGUCUUUUUCUGGGUCCUCCAGCUCCCCUCUCAUCUCCAUCUCCUCUCGUAUGACAGGCACGGACUUCGCUCGAGCUCGGGGGAGAAAAAGGCAUUGCAGCUUCAUGGCACUGAGGUACCGUCUGCUGAUGCGCACUUGUGUUUUCUGUAACGGCUAUGAUUCACUCUCUUGCAGCAGCAAUGAGCAACCAACUUCAAAACAGCUCUUCCCUCUCCACGGCGGGCACGUGGAAUCUCCUGGAUGUGCGGAACUCAUCACUGGUGAGAACGGCAGAGCUGCGACCGAUUCCCGUUAACCCAUGGGACAUUGCGCUGUGCGUGACAGGCACGCUCAUCUCCUGUGAGAACGCUAUUGUGAUUGCCAUCCUGUUCUACACGCCCACCUUGAGAUCACCUAUGUUUAUCCUGAUAGGGAGUCUUGCGUUUGCAGAUCUGCUUGCAGGACUUGGCCUCAUUCUCAACUUUGUCUUCAUCUAUAUGCUGAACACAGAGAUUGUGACUCUGAUUUCUGUCGGCCUGCUGAUUGCCGCCUUCUCCGCAUCAGUGCUCAACAUUCUGGCCAUCACAGUGGAUCGCUACUUAUCUCUCUACAAUGCUCUGACUUACCACACAGAGCGCACAGUGACAUACACCUAUGUAAUGGUGGUUCUCAUUUGGUUGGUGGGCAUCAUCCUAGGCCUACUGCCACUGUUCGGCUGGAACUGCCUAGAAGACGAGGCCAGCUGUAGUAUUUGUCGACCAGUCACCAAGAACAAUGCUGUGUUGCUCGCUGUGACGUUCUUGUUGGUGUUUGCCCUCAUAAUGCAGCUUUACCUGCAGAUCUGCAAGAUUGCCUUCCGCCACGCACAGCAGAUUGCUGUUCAGCACCAGUUUAUGGCUAUUUCCACCACAAAAGGUGUAUCCACACUCUCGGUCAUCCUCUGCACCUUUGCCGCAUGCUGGAUGCCCUUCGCCAUGUAUUCAAUUGUGGCAGACUCUAGCUACCCAAUGAUCUACACGUAUGCAACGGUGCUGCCAGCAACAUGUAACUCGGUCAUUAACCCAAUCAUAUAUGCUUACAGAAACCCAGACAUCCAGAAAUCCCUGUGGCUAGCCUGCUGUGGAUGUGUUCCGUCCAACUUCUCCUUACGCCCAAGGACAUCAAGCGAUGUAUAGGUUGGACUAUGUAUGAGCUAUGUCUAGCUCACAGAAUUGGUUUGUACUGUGCAAAUGUUAAUGAUAUGAUGUCCCCCCUUGUUAAGAUCCCAGACAAAUGUUGCUAGUUGAGCAGAUGUUGCAGUUACAAGUAGAAGAUGUCAAUUUGCACUGUUUAAUUAGACGUCUUCUAUGCAUAGUACAGCACUAUGAACAGUAAUAUCAAAUUACAUCAUCA
This is a messenger RNA of Xyrauchen texanus (razorback sucker), 1491 nucleotides long. RefSeq names its product G-protein coupled receptor 12-like. The transcript is spliced from 2 exons. Gene Ontology annotation, molecular function: G protein-coupled receptor activity. Bases 276 to 1274 code for a protein of 332 amino acids. The record is from RefSeq and is a predicted model, not a curated record. Gene Ontology annotation, cellular component: membrane. NCBI's taxonomy places the organism in Eukaryota, Metazoa, Chordata, Actinopteri, Cypriniformes, Catostomidae. Gene Ontology annotation, biological process: G protein-coupled receptor signaling pathway.